Somion occarium is the source of this 1065-nucleotide messenger RNA. The record is from the annotation of a GenBank genome assembly. NCBI's taxonomy places the organism in Eukaryota, Fungi, Basidiomycota, Agaricomycetes, Polyporales, Cerrenaceae.
GCCCGCUGAAGGAGGAAAGCAAGAACAGAUGAAGGGUUGAAAGACCAGAUGGGGGUAUGUCGGAAAUCCUUCGCUGCAAUGGCAGGAUGUGCGAGUGGCUCAUGGAAACGAGGCAGUGACGGCUCCAGCAUCAGCUGCUCAAGAGCGUUCGAGACAAACGUAUCAAUGCUCGAAGCGGCAUGCCGUCUCCGUUCGGGAAAAGCAAGAUCUGUUGAUGCAAGUGCCGCAACGCUUUGUAACUUCGAAGUGUUCUCCGAUUUCUGUUCGGCUUCAGUCAAUUGUGCAAAGUCAAUAUGCACUGGAAGCGGUCUGGAAGAUGACGACAGGUGGAAUGAACGAAUGAAUACCCCGAGCGAUUUAGGAGUCAGAAGCAGCGCCGCUGCGCUACCGAUAUCCGGAAUCAAUUGUAAAACCGUGCCUGUCUCGUGCCAGGUUCAGCACUCCACAGAGUUAUCUUGUCAAACCUUACGAAUGGACAACAUCACGACUUUUAUCGUGAUAGGAAUGUCAUCGAGGCUUCUUGAGGCUUCAAUCAAGGCCUCUGGUUGGUUCAGGCUCGCCGAAGGUAUCUCAGGGAUCAUUCUAGAGUUCAGCGUUCAGAAUUUGAUCCAUGGAGGUGACAUCUCCGUUGCUCGGGUGCAGAAAUUUUCAGAAGACUCGAUCGGACUAAAACAUGGGAAGGCGCUGUUUCGGUGGCCGAAGAAUAGCAUGGGUGCGCCAAGUCAUACAUAAUAUGUUUGGCCAACGUUUUACUACAGAAUGCGACACUCGAUAUUGGAGUCACCUAUUUUCGCAACUGGUCACAUUUGGACGGCGAUGGGGAGUUUACACAUCAGUCAAGUGCUGAUGGUGCAGGCUGCCUGAGAUCUUUUACUUUGAUUGCGAGUGCUUCUCGGAGCUCCGCUGUGUCUUCUGUCACCAGAUUUUAGGGACAAACAUCAAGAGUUAUCACGCCGAUCUUUUAGAGACGGACACGUCGUAAACGAGCCGCUCCCGUACGGCUGCGCAUUCACUUGCAGGAGACAUACUGCUUCAUUCGGUGAAAAAUACAACCUGAGUACUUUC